AUGUCCUAUUACAACGUUAAUGAUUCGUUCCUUUGGUUUCUAAAAUGGUUUCGUCCAAAUUUUGUAGGUUCUCUUGAAGAGAGUUUGAAAGAAUUGAAGAAGAAACUAUCAACAGGGAACUCACAGACAGCUGCAUGGAAGAAAGUAAUUGGCAUUAUUUUCUCACUCUCAACUGAGGACGAAACUGCAGAAGAAUUAUUAGAAAUGGGAGGUAUUUCCACAUUGUUAGAGUUGCUACAUGAUAGUUUGGAUCCAAGAAUAUGUGGCAUUCUAUUGAACGUUUCUAAUAAUGAUGAAUGUAGAGAAGAAAUAGUUGCACAGGGUGGUGUUUCAGAAGUUUGUCGUUUAUUGAAGAAGAAAGUAGACGAAACUUUAGCAGUUGAGUAUGCAACUGGUGCCUUACUCAAUCUUGUUCAGGAUGAAAAGAGCAGAGAAGAUUUUAUCAAGUAUUCAAACAUCUUCAAGAUUCUUGGUCAAGCACUUGAAAACGAUCUUUCUACAGAAGCUCAAACUAAUUCAAUUAGUCUCAUUUCCAAUCUCAUUAUGGAUCGAGCUGAAUCCAUCAGAGACAAUGAAGAAAUGUUCAGUGCCAUAGCUUGUGGUCUCAACUCUCUCCAUUCUAAUAUCGUUUCGCUCUCAUUGAAUUGUGUUUGGAAUAUUUGUGUGGAAAGAGAUGAAGAAAUUACUCGAAAACUCAUGAAUGCAAAUAUUUUACCAGCGCUUGGAGAAGCGCUGUCAAGUUUGGAAGGUGAAGAUGCUGGAAAUUGUCUUGUAUGCAUGUCAAUGGUUAUGGAGCAUGUUGAUGAGUUGACUGAUGACCUUAAGGAAUGUAUCGAAGAAAUGAUCGAGUUGGUAAAUUGUGAAGAUUUAAAGAAGGCAACUGGUGCAUCGACAGCAGUUUGGAACAUUUCACAAAAUGAUUAUUUGGCUUCAUGCAUUUCUAACAAAACUCUUUCUUCUCUCUCCAAAUUACUUGAAAGCGUAUUGAAGGAAAAAGACAUAAAGAGCGUGGAAAAGGUUCUUUCAUGUCUGGUUACCUUACUCACUAAAGAAGAAAGUAUGGUUGAAUACUUUGUCAAUGACAGAAAUGGACUCAUUCAGGUGUAUAAACUCCUUGAAACGGAGAUUCUAUCAAUUCCAAUUUAUCAAGAAGAAAGCACCUACAGAAAGUGCUUGGAUUUUUCAAUCAUGAUCUCAUGUAUCUGUUCUGAAAUUAAGGAAGGAGAGAAGGCACUCCUUGAGAUUGGUAUUGUAACAGAAUUGCUUGAUUUGAUCACUCUGAAGCAGGUGUCAACAUCAAAUCCAAAGAAUAUCUGACAGCAUGCCUGUACAAUAUUUCGCUCAACAUGAAUGCACAAAAUUUAAUACUCAAAAUGGAUGCUAUUCCCUCACUAAUGCCUCUAGCACAGCAUUCAAACAAGAGAGUUUCUAAAAAUGCUACUGCACUACUCACUAAUCUAACAAAGAAUGAUGAAUGCAAAAACGAAAUCAAAGAGAGAGAAAAUCCAAGCUCUUUAAUUAACACUCAAAAUACUAAACAUAGAUCCCUAUAAUGUAAAUAAAGCUCUAACUAUUUAUUCAAAAAAUGACUGUGAAUAAGAUAGAGAGCUCAUGUUU
Naegleria gruberi is the source of this 1617-nucleotide messenger RNA. RefSeq lists its product as uncharacterized. Lineage: Eukaryota; Heterolobosea; Eutetramitea; Acrasida; Naegleriidae. Gene Ontology annotation, molecular function: protein binding. The transcript has a single exon. The record is from RefSeq and is a predicted model, not a curated record. The coding region runs from base 1 to 1317 and encodes 438 amino acids.